Messenger RNA from Magnolia sinica, 3466 nucleotides. RefSeq names its product ADP-ribosylation factor GTPase-activating protein AGD3-like. Gene Ontology annotation, molecular function: protein binding; GTPase activator activity. The record is from RefSeq and is a predicted model, not a curated record. Lineage: Eukaryota; Viridiplantae; Streptophyta; Magnoliopsida; Magnoliales; Magnoliaceae. The transcript is spliced from 19 exons. The coding region runs from base 632 to 3163 and encodes 843 amino acids. Gene Ontology annotation, cellular component: cytoplasm.
AUAUUCUAAGAAGAGGAGUAGAAGCAGCAGUUUCACGACCGUCAGCCAAAAUCGCAGAAAUAGCUCUCUCGAGUCUCGACCUUUAGCGCAACCAAUCCCCUCUAAAUCCGGUCAAAUUAAAAAAAUAAAAAUAAAAAUAAAAAAAAAACGAAGACGCUUCUCUCUCUCUCUCUCUCUCUCUCUCUCUCUCUCCUUCCUGAAAUCCUCAUAUAAAUCAAUCAAUGCCUGCGAUUUUCUCUCUCUAAUGUAUAAUACCCCGGCAGAUUCGCCGUAUCCUGCUUUUGUUAGGGUUUUCUAGGGUUUCCUUUCCUCCUCCUUCCCGGAAUCUAGGGUUUCGAGGAUCAGCUGGAGGUGGAGCUGGAAACCGAGCUGGAACCGUCGCUUGUCGAUCUGUUGAUUGAUUUCAGGGCUAGAAGAGAUGGUUUUUUACUUUUUAUAAGUAAUUGAGAGGUUUUCGGGGGUUUUCUGAUGGUUCUGAUCCAAUGGACUGGUUUUAGGAGCUGAAACAGCGGGAUCUUGUUGAUCGGUGUCGGUUUCGAUGGUGAAUGGAUGGUUUGGAGAUCUGAGUGGAUUGGUGUGAUGUUGAUGAGGAUUGUUUGUCGAGAAGAGGAGAAGGAUUGCGGAUUUCAAGAUGCUUUUCCCGAAACUCGACGAUUCUCCGAUGUUUCGGAAACAGAUUCAAUCGUUAGAGGAAAACGCGGAAUUGUUAAGGGAGAGAAGUCUAAAGUUUUAUAAAGGAUGUCGAAAAUAUACAGAAGGGCUUGGGGAGGGAUAUGAUGGGGACAUUGCCUUCGCAAGCUCUCUUGAAGCAUUUGGAGGAGGGCACAAUGACCCUAUUAGUGUUGCCUUUGGAGGGCCUGUUAUGAGCAAAUUUACUAUCGCUUUGAGAGAAAUAGGCACUUACAAGGAAGUCCUUCGGUCUCAGGUUGAACACAUGCUAAAUGACAGAUUACUGCAAUUUGUCAACAUGGAUUUGCAUGAUGUCAAGGAAGCCCGCAAGCGUUUUGACAAGGCUAGCCUUCAUUAUGACCAGGCUCGUGAGAAGUAUCUGUCAUUGAGGAAAGGUACAAAAGUGGAUAUAGCCUGUGCUUUAGAGGAGGAGCUCCACAAUGCAAGGUCUUCAUUUGAGCAGGCCCGCUUCAAUCUGGUUACUGCUCUUUCUAAUAUUGAGGCAAAGAAGAGGUUUGAAUUUUUGGAAGCUGUUAGUGGGACAAUGGAUGCUCAUCUCCGUUAUUUCAGACAAGGUUAUGAGCUAUUGCAUCAGAUGGAGCCUUACAUCCAUCAGGUUUUGACAUAUGCACAACAGUCAAGGGAAAGGGCAAACUAUGAGCAGGCUGCCCUUACAGAGAGGAUGCAAGAGUUCAAAAGGCAGAUUGAUCGAGAAAGUCGUUGGACUUCAAAUGGUUCACACAGUUCUCCUAAUGGAGAUGGCAUACAAGCCAUUGGUAGAAGUUCACAUAAAAUGAUAGAGGCAGUUAUGCAAUCUGCUGCAAAGGGAAAAGUUCAAACCAUCCGACAAGGUUAUCUCUCAAAACGUUCCUCAAACUUGAGAGGAGACUGGAAAAGAAGGUUUUUUGUUCUUGAUAGCCGAGGAAUGUUGUACUAUUAUCGCAAGCAGUGGAGCAGGCCAUCUGGAGCUGGAAGUCAUUCCGGUCAUAGGAGUCAUAAUUCCUCUGAAACUGGUUCAGGGCUGCUGAGUCGUUGGCUUUCUUCUCAUUAUCAUGGUGGAGUACACGAUGAGAAGUCUGUAGCGCAUCAUACUGUGAACCUGUUGACAUCAACAAUAAAAGUUGAUGCAGACCAGUCAGAUCUGCGAUUCUGCUUCAGGAUUAUAUCCCCAUCUAAGAACUACACUUUACAGGCAGAGAGUGCAAUGGAUCAGAUGGAUUGGAUUGAAAAGAUUACUGGAGUUAUAGCUUCACUGCUGAGUGCACAAUCACCCGAACAGCGCCUUAUUGCCAGUCCUAUGCGUGGUGGUCAUCUUCGUGCAGCCAGUGAGAGUAGCUCUUUUGGAAGUUCUUCUGACUUUGAUCCCUCAGUAAUUGAUGAAUGUACAUCAGAAAGGAAUGCCAUUACUGGAAAUCAUGAUCGUUCAGUUAGGGGUUCACAACAACAUCGGUGUAGUGUAAAACAUGAGAAGCCGAUUGAAGUGCUGCAAAGAGUUGAAGGAAAUGAUAGAUGUGCUGAUUGUGAUGCUCCAGAGCCAGAUUGGGCAUCCUUGAACCUUGGUGUCCUUGUCUGUAUUGAAUGUUCUGGCGUCCACCGUAAUCUUGGUGUACACAUAUCAAAGGUAAGAUCGCUGACACUUGAUGUGAAAGUAUGGGAGCCUUCUGUUAUUAAUUUAUUUCAGUCUCUGGGUAAUUCAUUUGCCAACUCGAUUUGGGAGGAACUGUUGCACCUGAAUAAUAAUUUGAAGGCCAACGACACCCCUCCAAAUACUAGUUUCUGUAAGUUUGAUAAAAAUCAUCAGCAGUUGUUUAUCAGGAAACCUGAUCCUACAGAUCCUAUUUCAUUAAAGGAGAAGUUCAUUCAUGCGAAGUAUUCGGAAAAGCUUUUCAUUUGCAAGACAGUGGCAGAUCGGCCUUUUCUUUCUGUGGCCCAAAAGAUGUGGGACAGCGUCCGUAUCAAUGACAAGAAGGCAGUGUACCGCCACAUAGUUGACUCCGAUGUCGAUGUCAAUGGCUUGCAUGGGCAUGCACCAUUUAGUACAUCCCUAACCCUAGCAAAAGUAAUGCUUUUGCAUGAAAAGCCAGGCUCAAUGUUGGAUCGCAACUCUAGUGGCUUAUCAGGGGAUUCACCGCAAAAAGUCUCUGCCCCUAGCUCUACAAGCUCAGUACGCACAAGCGAGGACCGAAAUGAGGUGGAUGCAUAUGUAGAUGGCUGCUCCUUGCUUCACCUUGCAUGCCAGACUGCAGAUAUUGGCAUGAUAGAGCUCCUCUUGCAAUACGGCGCCAACAUAAAUGCUCCCGACUCGAAAGGCCAGACACCACUUCACCACUGUAUUAUCAGAAACAGGACUGCAUUUGCCAAGCUGCUGCUUACAAGGGGAGCUGAUCCAAGAGCUGUUGACAAGGAAGGCAAAACCCCUUUACAGCGUGGGAUGGAAAUGGGGACCAUAAAUGACGAGGAGAUUGUCAUUCUGUUAGCAGACACGAACAGAUAGUGCCAUCCAAAUGUCGCGAAGACCAACAAAAAGAGCCAGUUCAGUUGCAGUAAAACGGUAUGGUUUCUGUUUGAUUGUAUUACUCAGAAACUUGGGCUGAUUCCCUGAUAGCAGUUACAAGAGGUAUUUGGUUAGAUAAGCCGGCGGAUUCCCGCCGGCUGCCUGUGAGAUGCUGUGCAUGACUGGCCCACACAUAUGUAAGUCAAUGGCCCCCGUUCUUUGCAUGCUCGAGAGUUUCGGGCUGUUUUCGGGGCUCUGUAAUGUUAGAGGUGUCUGUCUAAUUUAUGAGGUUUUGCUUUCUUU